UUAUUUAGCAAGACGUUUACUCCAUCGUCAUGUAAUCUGUUUUACUUUGACUAAGCCAGAAUUUAGACAAACGACGGAAAACAUCGCUUGUGGUGCCAUCAUGCCUCCUGUCGCGGGAUCAGGAGGAAGUGGCAUAUUUGAAUCAGUUCAGAGGGGCAACAUCGAACAAGUUGCAUUUCUUAUACAAAGUGAUCGAACGGUCUUGAAACAAAAAGGCUGGGGUGGCUUCACUGCGCUCCAUUUUGCUGCUCUCCAUGGAAACCGUCCCGUGGCGGAGCUUCUGCUGAACAGUGGAGCUGAUCCUAACAUCCCCUGUGAUGCAGGGCAGACUGCCUUCCAUUUUGCAUCCAGGCAUGGCAAUAUUAAUAUCAUACAUAAAAUGAUGCAGCACGGAGCUGACUUACGUACUAUGGAUCAUCAAGGGAAGACAGCUCUUCACCACGCUGUCAGUGGAGGAAGUGUUAUUGCCAUACAGUACCUAUGGGAGACAGGAAUGUUCCGGUUCUCAGAUACUGAUAACUUCCGGAUCACUCCACUGCACAUAGCAGCUUCCACUGGGAACACGGAUGUCGUCAGUUACCUGCUGCGAGACAGCAGAUGUGCAGUGGAUGCAGUUGACCAGCAGGGGGCAACAGCGCUACACGUCGCUGCAGAGAAAGGCAUGAUCGAGGUGUGUUGGCUGCUGCUGCAGAGUGCGGGUUUCCACAUCUUACAUGUGAGAAACAACGCUGGCCUCACGCCUUGGGACCUCUGUAGUCGAGGAACCAGUUUUAGACAUCAGCAACUCACUAACAUUUUAUCCCAGUUCAUGAAUAAACCACCUGAUCAGAAACCCAAAGAAUCAUAUGUAAUGUUUUACUGGACUCUCUUCAUGCCCACUCUGAGUGGAGCUGUGGUCCUCCUGGUCGCUGCUGCGUUGGGAGAAUACGGAGGGCUAUUCUGUGGUCUGUUUUUCCCAUGGCUGGCUAAAGUCACUUUGUCUCAGUAUCACAGAAUGAGCAGCUAUCAGAGGUUACCAAAUCCUGUGUACUUGGGGACCCUGACUGCAGGCAUAAUUCAUUCUUUAGUCUGCUUUUACGUCAAAAUUUUGUUUAGUAUUUGGCCAGCCCAUGCGCUUCUCCAUGUAUCCGUCCUCCACUUCUCCCUACUGCUGGGACUCUUCUGGACGGUACUGACCCGGAACCCGGGACAGCUCCAGAAAGCCGACUCAGACCCCAGGUUCGGCAGCAUAGCGGACCUGGUGGAGGGUAACCAGAAUCCCAAUCGCUUUUGUAUCUACUGUGAGAUUUUCCAGGUGGACAACUGUAAGCACUGUCGUUUGUGUGACAUGUGCAUUCAGGACUACGAUCACCACUGUCUCUUCCUGAACCGCUGCGUGGGACGGGACAACCACCGCCUCUUCGUACUCUUCAUCAUGGCCAUGCUGGUUGGCCACCUCAUCUUCAUUUACGCGGGCGGAUGUUACCUCCACCUAAAGCUGACAGGGCUGGAGAGGUCAGGGUGGAGCGUCGCUGUGGGGAAAGAGCCCUGGGUCUUGCUGCUGACACUCUUAAACGUCGUGACGCUGGCCUGGGAGAGCUGGCUGCUGACGGAGCAGUUCGACGCCAUCGCCAUGGGAACCACCACAUACUUCAAGCAAUGUCGACCCAGAGAGCAUUCCAGAAGGAAGCGCUGGACCGCGGUCCUUUCUUUUCUACUCGAAGGGAAAAGACGGGUUGGCCAAAAGCGCAGUCUCUUAACAGACCUAUGAGGAUAAAGUGCUCGUUUUAUGUUUGAAGCAGCUUCAUACAGUGACUUUGUAAUAUGAGCUGUAAAAUC
Molecule: messenger RNA, 1818 nt
Organism: Chanos chanos (milkfish)
Lineage: Eukaryota; Metazoa; Chordata; Actinopteri; Gonorynchiformes; Chanidae
Product: putative ZDHHC-type palmitoyltransferase 6
Exons: 10
Coding region: 101-1750 (549 amino acids)
Molecular function (GO): protein binding; palmitoyltransferase activity
Source: RefSeq, a predicted model, not a curated record